GCCCGCGGGCCCAGCUAACGGGGCAGGCGUUAUGGCGGACGAGGCCAUGGAUAGUUACCUGUACUCAGCCUACACCCCCUACUCCUACCGCUACCAGCCGCCGAAGGGCAAAGGGCCCCCGGGCGCCUGGCGGCAGCGGGGCACCUACUUCUCGGGCUAUGGGGACACGGCGGCGGCGGCCGCGGCCGAGUACUUCGAUAACUACCAGCGGGCGCAGCUGAAGGCGAUCCUGUCCCAGGUGAACCCCAGCCUGACGCCGCGGCUCCGCAAAGCCAACACCAAGGAGGUGGGGGUGCAGGUGAACCCGCGGCAGGACGCCUCGGUGCAGUGCUCGCUGGGGCCCCGCACCCUGCUGCGGCGGCGGCCGGCCCCCGGGCUGCCCUCGCUGCGGCCCCGCGAGCAGGAGCAAGGCAGCCCCGCCACCGCCAGGCCCGUGCGCUUCCCGCGGACCAUCGCCGUGUACUCGCCCAUGGCGUCCCGCAGACUCACCACCUUCCUGGAGGAGCCCGAGGACGCGGGGCAGGAGGCGGCCGAGGAGGAGCCGGAGGAGGCGGCCGCCGAGGAAGAGGAGCAGCAGCAGCGCACGGAGGCGGCCGCCGUGCGGGCCAGCUGGGAGCAGCCGCCCGGGAGCAGCGCGGAGCCGCAGGAGCCGCGGCCGCCCCAGCAGCAGGAGGCGGCAGAGGAGGAGGAGGAGGAGGCGGAGGCAGCUGCCCCGCGGCAGGAAGGGCCGGUGGAGGCCCCCGAGCGCCAGGCCGGGCAGCCCCAGGCCGCAGCCCCUCAGGAGCCGGGGCAGGGCAAGACCCGCCUGCGCUUCCAGUUUCUGGAGCAGAAGUAUGGCUACUACCACUGCAAGGACUGCAACAUCCGUUGGGAGAGCGCUUAUGUGUGGUGUGUGCAGGGCACCAACAAGGUCUACUUCAGGCAGUUCUGCCGGACAUGUCAGAAAUCCUACAACCCCUACCGCGUGGAGGACAUCACCUGCCAGAGCUGUAAGCAGACCAGAUGCACCUGCCCUGUGAAAGUGCGCCAUGUGGACCCCAAGAGACCCCAUCGUCAAGAUCUCUGUGGGAGAUGCAAAGGCAAACGUCUUUCCUGUGAUAGUACAUUUAGUUUCAAAUAUAUUAUUUGACUGGGAUACUUGUUUAAAGGAUCCUUGUGUAAAAUUGCAAUCAAAGCAGUUUUUCUUUUGAAAGAAUAUAUAAUAUGGUGGGGUGUAUAGCUGGGCAAACCUACAAAUAAAGGUAUGGCGAAGCACUGUUAUAACAGAUAAGGCAUGUGCAUGUCUACCUUCUUUGAGUAUAGAAGUUGCAACAUUUCCAAUUAGGAAUGGGGGAGAAGGCACUGUCCUGUCAUACAAGGAAGAGUAGUUCUGUGGCUGAUUUUUAUUGUGAUGGUGACAUCUAGCCGUUUCUGCUUCUGGAAGAGGCAGAUAUGCUUUCCUAGUGACCUCCCUGAAGCUUAGGGAGGUCAUCUGAGGAGUGACCUAGGUAGUUGAGUCUCAAAUAGAUUACUGAUGUAAACUACCUCUAUUGCUCUAUGUAGCAUCCAUCUCAUUUAACACAAGAAUGAAAAUCCAAUGACCUCCUUCCACAAUACAGGCAAAUAUUAGUUUAACUAAAAUGUUCUACAGUCACUAACUAGUAUAGGAGUACAUAAACAUACACAACUUUCUUCCGAUCAAUCACUUUAACAUCUGAAAGUUAGCAAUUCUUCUCUAGGCAGAGGGCUAGUCAGAUCAUGAAACAAAAUAUCUUCAGCUCAAGCCUAGGAUUAUACAAGUAGCCAGUUUAGUUGUAGAAAUGGCUAUCACUAAUCUGAAUACUUCCAGGUGCUGUUGUAGCACUAUCUUUAAUGAAACCCCCUAACCUGAAAGGGGCACAUACUCCAGGUGUGCAUGGCUGCAAAGGGGAGAGGUUAAAAUGAAACAGCUGUUGCUAAUGGACCAGUUAAAGAUUUUCAGUGUCUGUUUUUAAUGUUUAGCUCAAUUUGUAACUGAUACAGAUCAGUGUGGCUAUCAAUAACUAUCAUGGCUGCAUUUCUCACUUAUGGAGCCUACUGUGAAAUACUUACUUCUGUUCUAGCUGCUUUAUUAGCUAAUCUGAUAGUGACUGUUAGUUUUCUCUACCUGUGUAUUUUUCGAACUGUGUAGACAAAAGCUUCUGUUACCAAGAGUCAGUAAUGUAUAACUUUUUUCUGUGAAACUCUCCUUUAAAGAUAACACAUUGCUAAUAA
Molecule: messenger RNA, 2232 nt
Organism: Mauremys reevesii (Reeves's turtle)
Lineage: Eukaryota; Metazoa; Chordata; Testudines; Geoemydidae
Gene: ZAR1
Product: zygote arrest 1
Exons: 4
Coding region: 32-1129 (365 amino acids)
Biological process (GO): translation
Cellular component (GO): cytoplasm
Molecular function (GO): mRNA base-pairing post-transcriptional repressor activity
Source: RefSeq, a predicted model, not a curated record